Otolemur garnettii (small-eared galago) is the source of this 936-nucleotide messenger RNA. Its product is annotated as olfactory receptor 143-like. The coding region runs from base 1 to 936 and encodes 311 amino acids. The transcript has a single exon. NCBI's taxonomy places the organism in Eukaryota, Metazoa, Chordata, Mammalia, Primates, Galagidae. Gene Ontology annotation, biological process: sensory perception of smell; G protein-coupled receptor signaling pathway. Gene Ontology annotation, cellular component: membrane. The record is from RefSeq and is a predicted model, not a curated record. Gene Ontology annotation, molecular function: olfactory receptor activity; G protein-coupled receptor activity; odorant binding.
AUGAUGGCUGUGGAAAAUGCCUCUUCAGUGACGGAGUUCAUUCUUAGGGGAUUAACAGAUCAACCUGAGCUCCAACUGCCCCUGUUUUUUCUGUUCUUGGUGAACUACGUGGUCACUGUGGUGGGAAACUGGAGCUUAAUUAAUCUAAUUGGACUGAAUUCUCACCUUCACACCCCCAUGUACUUUUUCAUCUUCAAUCUGUCCUUCAUUGAUUUCUGUUACUCAUUUGUCAUUACCCCAAAAAUGCUGAUGAGCUUUAUUUCAGACAGGAACAUCAUCUCCUAUACCGGAUGCAUGACUCAGCUAUUUUUCUUUUGCUUUUUUGUUAACUCUGAGUGCUACGUGCUGACCGCCAUGGCCUAUGAUCGCUAUGUGGCCAUCUGCAAGCCCCUGCUGUACAUGAUCACCAUGUCCCCUCAGACCUGUUCUCUGCUGAUGUUUGGCUCAUACGUGAUGGGGUUUGCUGGUGCCACAGUGCACACAGGGUGUAUGAUCAGCCUCACCUUUUGUGAUUCCAACACCAUCAACCACUACAUGUGUGACAUCUUCCCCCUCCUCCAGCUCUCCUGCAGCAGCACCUAUGUCAAUGAGCUGGUGAGUUCUGUUGUUGUGGGCACAGUUGUUAUGGUAUCUAGCCUCAUUAUCAUCAUGUCUUAUUCUUUGAUUCUUUUCAAUAUCCUUCACAUGCCCUCAGCUAAGGGUUGGUCCAAAGCCAUCAGCACCUGUGGCUCCCACUUAAUAACUGUUGGGCUCUUUUAUGGAUCUGGGCUGCUCACUCACGUUAAGCCAUCAUCUGGUGGGUCCCUGAGCCAGGGGAAAUUUUUCUCAGUGUUUUACACCAAUGUGAUUCCCAUGUUGAACCCUCUCAUUUACAGCCUGAGGAACAAGGACAUCAAACUUGCUCUGAAGAAAACCCUGAGGAAAAUUACAAAUUGA